Messenger RNA from Penicillium malachiteum, 1572 nucleotides. Its product is annotated as amidase. Lineage: Eukaryota; Fungi; Ascomycota; Eurotiomycetes; Eurotiales; Aspergillaceae. The coding region runs from base 1 to 1572 and encodes 523 amino acids. The transcript is spliced from 12 exons. The record is from RefSeq and is a predicted model, not a curated record.
AUGGAGCAUGAAAUCCAAGUUACCAUUGGCGAGGUCGAAUACCUGUUGAUUCCUCAUCAUUUGAACCUCCAAGAGCCUGGUGAUGUUUUCGAUAAUACCGAUGUUCCGCAGCCCCUUGUUGUCUUUGUUACCCAGCCAGGACAAAGAUCUCCAGGUUUGCUCUUCGAAGUUUUCAAAGAGAACCUUACUAUCGAUCCUGAGGUCUACGAUGAGCUUAAUGUCUGGAAAACCAAAAUCUGGACAUUUAUCAAGGGCUUUACCACCGCAUCCAGCAUGUCACCUGGGCCUCAUAUCAUUGCAAAGGGAAGCACAUGGCAGCCGUGGAGGGUCUACCGAGACUUUAAUGCGACCUUCAGUGUGAAAGAUAACAUCGAUAUCGCCGGGCACAAAACUACGUUAUGCAACCGAGCAUGGCAGAGUCUCUAUCCAGCCAAGGAGAAAAACGCCGCAUGUGUCCAGGUGCUCAUAGAGGCUGGAGCGAUCUUAGUAGGAAAGACAAAGCUGCAGGCCAUGAUAAUGCGGGAGGAGCCUCACAAGGCUGUCGAGUUCACAUCCCCUUUCAACCCUCGUGCGGACGGGUAUCAAGUACCGUCGGGAAGCAGCAGUGGAAGUGCGGUUGGAAUUGGAUCUUAUAAUUGGCUUAACUUUUCUAUUGGAUCUGACACUAAUGGGAGUGGCCGUAAGCCUGCACAAUACAACGGGUGCUUUUCGAUCCGACCGUCAACGGGUAUAAUGAAUACCGAGGGUGUUGUUGGAACUUUUCCGCAAUUUGAUAUGCCAGUUUUCUUUGGUAGAGAUCUGACCAGGUUUCCUGAGUUCAUCAAUGUUUGGUAUGGAAACUCAGAGCUACUCCAGAAACAAUCUCAGCAAAAACUUAGGAUCCUCUAUCCGAGGGAUUAUCUUCCAACUGGAAACCAGGCACAGUCACGUCUGAUUGAGAAUUUCAUCCAAGGUCUUGAAAAAGCAUCUGAGAUUGAAAGAGAAGAGAUAUCUCUCGCUGAAGAUUGGGGAAAAGAAAAGAUUGCCCCGAUGGGCCAGAUAAUGGGAACAUCUCCGAGUACCUCAAACUUCCUUGAGAACUUUAGGGAAGAAUACAAAAAGCAGUACGGUAAACCUCCAUUUGUGCAAAAGGCUAUGCGUUGGAGAUGGGAAAUAUCCAACAAGGUUACUAUUGAAGAACGCAACAUGUAUUGGCGUCGCUCUGAAAUUUAUCGAUACUGGCUUCUGGAUAAGAUUUUCCAAGUCACUUCCGAAGGACCGAUGUCUUUCAUGGUCUUGCCGAUUGAAGAGGGAAAGCCAGAUUAUCGAGAUGAUGAUAUUCCACCAUUUUCUAUCCUAAGUGGAUAUGCCUCGCUGAACAUGUCUCCAAUGAUGCGAGCGCCUGAGCUCACCACCAUAGUUGGUCAUGUUCCCUACGAAUCUACUGUCACGGACCGAGAAGAGUUCUUACCUAUCGCGGCCUCUGUCAUUGGCGCUCCCGGAACCGAUCUCAUCCUUGCAGAUUUGGUUCAGAAAGGUAUGGAAUUUGCGAAUCUACCCAUGAAGCUGAAAACGGGUCGGUUCAUGUAUUAG